AUGGAGAUCGACCCCGUAAUCCUCGCUCUGUUUGGGCCAGCUCCUUCCGAUCUAGAUCUGAGUGAGGACCCAGCCAAGAGCAACAGCGCAUUGGUAGCAGUUCUGUUUGUGAUUGCAGCCUGUGCAGUGGUUCUGAGAUUCGCAUCACGGCGCAUCGCCGACACGCCGCUACAAAAGGAUGACUAUGCCAUCGUGGUAGCGCUGCUGUUCACCGGUGGGAGUGCGGGCAUGUCCUUUGGAGUUGGUCGCUUUGGUGCUGGAAAACACGUUUGGGCGGUGACGGCAAGAGAUUUAUCCACGGCCUCGAAAUUACUAUUCGCCCAUACUUAUAUAUUUGCCGCGGCCGUCACCUUCACCAAAAUCUCCGUUCUCCUUCUGUACAAGCGCAUCUUUGUAACGGGAACACUGUCGUUUUCGAUAUGCAUUUGGACCGCUGGUGUAAUUACUUGCGCCUACCCCCUAACGCUGGCGAUUGGGAUGGCCAACUGUUGUAAGCCAGUGUCUUUCUACUGGACAAGAUUCGCCGGCAACACUGAAGGCUCGUGCCCCUUGGAUGUCGGCACCUUCUUUGUCGCCCUCGCCAUUAUCAACGUUUUUCUCGAUGCCUUCAUCCUCGCCAUCCCGAUUCCCCAGAUCGUGCGGCUGCAAAUGUCGACCCGGAAGAAGAUUAGUAUCUGUGGGCUGAUGCUCCUCGGGAGUUUCGUCUGCUGCGCCAGCUGCGUCCGGAUCUACUACCUCCACGAAUUCGCCACAGCCACCGACAUGACGUCUCUCAUGGGACCCGCGAGCGUGUGGUCCGCCAUCGAGCCAUCCAUUGGCAUCUUGUCCGCCUGCCUGCCCAACAUGCGGCCCCUGUAUAUCAUCUCGCGGCGGAAAUCAUCCCCUUCCUACGCCGCCCAGAAGAGCCACAGCAACCAGGACCCGCCAUCGGUGCCGGGCCUGAUGACCUGGGGCCGCGGCGAUCCCAAAAAGUCCAACCACAAAAAGGACGGGUUCACGCAAGUCCAGGACGAGGACGAAAUGCACCUGACGGGCCCCGAGGUGCCGCUCAAAUGCUUGGUUAGUUCAGGGGCAUCGAAUGCGGACAUGUAUGUGGAUGGUAUAAAAGUUCGCUCCGAAGUACACGUACAGCACGACUCAGGAAAUAGCCUUCCAAAAGGCUGA
Pestalotiopsis fici W106-1 is the source of this 1164-nucleotide messenger RNA. RefSeq lists its product as uncharacterized. The coding region runs from base 1 to 1164 and encodes 387 amino acids. The transcript has 4 exons. The record is from RefSeq and is a predicted model, not a curated record. NCBI's taxonomy places the organism in Eukaryota, Fungi, Ascomycota, Sordariomycetes, Amphisphaeriales, Sporocadaceae.